GUGCAGUGUUUUUUGUGGGGAAGAGGGACGGCUCUCUCCGCCCCUGCAUUGACUACAGGGGGCUUAAUGACAUCACAGUGAGGAAUCGUUAUCCUAUUCCUCUUAUGAACACAGCCUUUGACCACAUUCAGGGGGCUAAGGUGUUCACUAAGCUUGAUCUUCGCAAUGCCUACCACUUGGUCCGUAUUAAGGAAGGUGGAAAAGUUCCUCCAAACCAUUUGAGAAUAACGAUGAUUGGUGGAUCAUGGGGUGGAAAGAGCUCAGCAGGAAACAUCAUUCUAGGAAAAGAAGCAUUUGGUGUUAAUAAAGGUCUUGGAAGAAAGACAACAGUCAGUGAAAUCAGCCACAGUGUGGUUGAAGGAAGGCGGCUCACAGUGGUGGAUUCUCCUGGGUGGUUCUUCAUCCACACCCUUCAGGACACCAGUGAGAUGGACAAACUGGAAAUAGAGAACAGUGUGAAUCUCUGUCCUCCAGGACCACAUGCUGUGCUGCUGGUUAUUCCUCUGGCAGUCAAUGCUGAUCCAUCAUAUCUGAGAUCUAUCCAGGAACACAUGAGUCUGUUUAGAGAAGAAAUCUGGAAACACAUACUGGUUCUGUUUACCUAUGGUGACUGGUUAGGAGGGAAGACUGUGGAGGAGUAUAUAGAGAGCGAUGAAGGUCUGCAGUGGAUAGUGAACAAGUGUGGGAACAGGUAUCAUGUUCUGAACAACAAGGACCACAAAGAGGAGUGGAACAGACGGGAGCAGGAGCUGAUGGAGAGAAUGAUGAAAGCUUUAGCAAAGGAACCAGAGAAACCAACAGUUCCCUCUGUGGAGGUGGCAAAGAGCAAGAAUGACUUUAUGAUUCCAGACAUGAGCGGAGAUGAUGCCUCAGAAUAUGGGAGCAUUUCUGAGAUUAGGAACCAACGAGCUCAUAACAACAUUGCUGAAUGGCUGGCUAAGAGA
This is a messenger RNA of Cyprinodon variegatus (sheepshead minnow), 944 nucleotides long. RefSeq names its product GTPase IMAP family member 4-like. Gene Ontology annotation, molecular function: GTP binding. The transcript has 4 exons. Lineage: Eukaryota; Metazoa; Chordata; Actinopteri; Cyprinodontiformes; Cyprinodontidae. The record is from RefSeq and is a predicted model, not a curated record. The annotation marks the transcript as partial.